AUGGGGAAAGGCUGCAGGUUGCAGAGCUGGACGCAGGGCUCCAAGAGGCAGAGGAACAAGGUGUCUCCAGGGCUGCAUCUUGGUGUUUCCAACAACAGCGUGACGGAGCUGGACCCGAGAUCAUCAGACAGACGUUCCUGGCAGGCAGCAAUUCACAAUGAGUCCAGUCAAGGUGGUGGUUGGCAGCCCCCGCACGCUGUCGUAGGCAAGUACCACCUGCUAGUGAAAAGUGGAAACAAACGUAUCUUCAGGUCUGAAGAAAACAUGUUGUACAGGUUUCUUUUCAACCCAUGGUGUGAGGGUAACGUGAAACUCAGGUCAGCUGGGGAAAUGUGUCAGGGGGUGGAUGAUAACCCCACGUGCAUGUGUGCCCUUGCUUCAGAGGACGUGGUUUUCACGGCUGAUGAGACAGAGUGGAAUGAGAGCGUCCCCCACAGCACUGGCUACCAUUACAUCUGUUGUGUCGACUCUGUCAAAGAAAAGCCCUGGAACUUUGGUCAGGGUGUCAUCUCAGAGCUGAGAGCAGUGGGCAUCCCAGCACGCAGCAUGACCGCCUACGAUUCAGCCCAUGACACUGAACAUAGCCUCACGGUAGACACCUCCCUGAAUGAGACGGGCGCCAUCUCUAGCAUGACUGAGAUUCCAUCUGACAUGUCUCUGCCCAUCAGAGUGUAUUCUUGCUCCCCUGAAGAGAGGGAGGUCAUGGACCAUGCCUUCUCCUUCCGCAGUUAUGAGAGCGAGUACAAACUACCCCAAAAAGAGGACCUUCUUUAGAUGUAUGUCCAGGCAGAUCCUGUGCUGCUGGGAAACCCUAUCAAGUUCACCGUCACUCUCAAAAGAAAGACAGACAGCUACCCCAAAGACUGUCACAUCUCGGGCUCCCUUGAACUGCAGACAUACACGGGCAAAAACACCACCAGCCUGGGCAUCCUUCAUAAGGCCACGCAGAGCUCUUUGGCAGCAUCUGAAGAGACUCUGCCCUUGGACUCCAAUACCUACAUGGGCAGCCUGUUUGAUGAUGAACCAAUCAUCAUAAGUUUCAUAAUUGCAGGAAUUCUAGAGUCCAAGGAAACGACCGCCUCUCAGGAGUUUGCAUCUUUCCAGUACCCUGAGCUCCCUGUAGAGAAUGCCCUGCACAUCCCUUUGACAGACACCAAGUUCUCUGUGGAAAGCCUGGGUGUCUCCCUGCUGCAGACCAUUGACCAAGGGACGGUGAAGCCAGGUGAGACCAUUAGAUUCCAAAUAAAAGGCAUCCCAACAAUAGCUGGACUUGAGAAAUUUAUCAAGUUUUGUUCCAGUCAGGUGAAAGAGGUUCAUGCUGAGAAGACUGUUCUCAUCACAACUAGCCUUUGCCUGAUGCCUUGGAAAGAGUCCACCCCCAUCCCCGACCUGGUCCAACAUGGGGAGAGGGAGGAGGGGUCAGAGGACGGCAAGGCCAAGGGGGUGGUGUGA
This is a messenger RNA of Lipotes vexillifer (Yangtze River dolphin), 1452 nucleotides long. It is a transcript of the gene TGM4, whose product is annotated as transglutaminase 4. The record is from RefSeq and is a predicted model, not a curated record. Lineage: Eukaryota; Metazoa; Chordata; Mammalia; Artiodactyla; Lipotidae. Gene Ontology annotation, biological process: peptide cross-linking. Gene Ontology annotation, molecular function: protein-glutamine gamma-glutamyltransferase activity.